Lethenteron reissneri (Far Eastern brook lamprey) is the source of this 2950-nucleotide messenger RNA. RefSeq names its product gastrula zinc finger protein XlCGF71.1-like. Lineage: Eukaryota; Metazoa; Chordata; Hyperoartia; Petromyzontiformes; Petromyzontidae. Gene Ontology annotation, molecular function: RNA polymerase II cis-regulatory region sequence-specific DNA binding; DNA-binding transcription factor activity. The record is from RefSeq and is a predicted model, not a curated record. Gene Ontology annotation, biological process: regulation of transcription by RNA polymerase II.
AUGAUAGGCACCAGCCACACUGAUAAGGUGGAAGUGAGUGGAGUGGGUGUGGAGGUCACAAGGCUGCCGUGUCCUGCCUGCAACCGUCAGUUCAUCUGCCGCUCGAGUAUACAGUAUCACGUGCAGAGCAGACACCCCACUAAGCCCAGUAACAAAAGUCAUCAGUGUGACCAAUGUCCAUACAGCACAGACUACAAGAGUACCUUGAAGAAGCACCAGAGAACACACACGGGAGAGAAGCCGUUCAAGUGCACCGUGUGUGAGAAGGCGUUUGCACGGCUAUCACAUCUUCACAGCCACCAGAGAACACACACGGGAGAGAAGCCGUUCAAGUGCACCGUGUGUGAGAAGGCAUUUGCACAUUUACAACAUCUUCACAGCCACCAGAGAACACACACGGGAGAGAAGCCGUUCAAGUGCACCGUGUGUGAGAAGGCAUUUGCACAUUUACAACAUCUUCACAGCCACCAGAGAACACACACGGGAGAGAAGCCGUUCAAGUGCACUGUGUGUGAGAAGGCGUUUGCACAGCUAUCAGAUCUUCACAGGCACCAGAGAACACACACGGGAGAAAAGCCGUUCAAGUGCACCGUGUGUGAGAAGGUGUUUGCAGACCCAUCCAGUCUUUGCCGGCACCAGAGAACACACACCGGCCAGAAUGCAUUUUCUCAUUCCCGUGGAAACAGAAAAGUCAGCCAUCCUGAGCAAAACGCGCACAGCGCCGAGCUGUGAAUUAGUUUUAAACAACAGGCCACGUGACUAGCCGAGGCUGUGCCACUCUUGAAACUGAUUUUGAAUGUGAACACGGAAACCUACGGACCCUCCUACACCUGCCUCACACUCUGUGGGGGGUGGGAGAUUAAACCGACCUGGCCACCCCUCGAUUGCAAGUGCGGAGUUCUAGGUCCCAACCACUGCACGUGUCCCCCCCCACCCCCAUCACCUGGGGGUCCCUGUGUGUGUGAGUGUGCAGAGUCCCCCGUGCAGAGCUGCACUGUUGUUACCCUAGAGGGGGACACCGCAGGGCGAUCCACCUACAGAUACCCCAGUCUGCACGUCUCCCGCCGGUCUCCAUGCGCACCGCGUGCCGUCUCGUAGCCCUGCCCCGUGCGACGUACGUACAGUACGUACAGUACGUACCCAUCCAGCGGUAGACUGAACCGCGGCCGAUGACGAAGGUGGCAUCCGCUCACAAAUCUCCGUGCACUCAGUCCCGUAGCCCUGAGCCAUCGCUUGCGCGAUAUUCACUUUGCCGCUGAGAGGAAAGCUACGGGGAGGAGGUGGGGGGGGGUGUUAGGAGAGGACAUCUGUGGAACGGCUGGAGAUCUGCGAAGAAGAGCUUCAUAGCUCAUCGGAUUCCUGCGGUCUGAAAAAAUAUUCCGAGAGGGCGUUGGGGGAGGGGGGUGUAGGUAUGAUUGGGGCAUCUGCACUUGGAUCACCCUGCGUGUUGUUGCUGCCUCCCCCGUUGAAAAUGUUCCCAGCGUGAACUUAACCCUUUGCCGUCGCGACGACGCCGCGCGCCGUGCGUGAACGUCGUCGUCGGAAUAACAAAACGCAGUAAAAACUAAAGCAACAUUAUCGGUACCGAGGCUCCCACAGGGCCACGCGGGGCAGGGAGUGUGGCACAGUUUUCGCGCCGGCUAGCGCAGAGUGGCGGCGGUCGUGUCGCUACGCUUCUCUGCGGUGAGCAACGACGUCUUUAUAACAACAACAGCAGUGCUGCUGCUGCUGCUGCCACUGCUGCGGUGAACGGUGACAGCCACCCCGUGACCUGACCCCCACCCCGUGAACGGUGACACCCACCCCGUGAACGGUGACACCCACCCCGUGAACGGUGACACCCCAUGGGUGGAAAAAACCCGAUUUUUCCAGCUGCAGGCAUCGGGUUUUUUCUUUAACACAAUUAAACCCGAUUUCGGGGAAUUAAAACCUGGUUUAAUGAAUACGAAACUCUGAUAGGCUUAGGCUGCUUCCUCGUCGGUGCUGCUAUGGUACUCGGGGCCGUCGGGCACGGGGUAGUCGUAGAAUGCGGCGGGCAGGUUGGUCUUAAUGAACACGAGCUUCUCCACAAUCGUGGGCGCCAGUGAGUUCCUUAGCUUGGAAUGGAUGAAGCCCAUCGUUGAGAAGUGCGGUUCUGCAAUUAGAACCAAUGAAACCGGAUUUCUCUCAAUCUUAGAUGAUCGGGUUUAAUAUAAAAAGACAAUUAAACCCGAUUGUAAAAAACCCGACUGUGCCACCCUUGUGACACCCACCCUGUGAACGGUGACACCCACCCCGUGAACGGUGACACCCACCGACCCUGCAACUCUGCAGACGUCUCGGACGCGGGAAAGGGUUGAGAGAUUUUCUGCGUCCCGGUUGCUCGCGUGAUGUCGCACGGUGGUGGCGCGCGUUGACUCUUGCACGUUUAAGAAAGUUGAGCGUUAGUUUGUGAUUCUGUUUAAAAUGAUAUAUAUACAUAAACUAACAAACAUUAUCUUGGGAUUCUACCAAGUAAGGUCCAACUGGAUACGUAGUAGCUCUUUUAUCAGACGCGACCACCUGGCCAUCACAAAUGAAAGCUCAACGAAGUGGCUUAUCAUUGUGUGGACAUUUAUAGCGGCCAAAUACUCUGAUUGCGUGAUCUCGAUUCUAAAUGUCGAGGGAAAACCGGAGGACCUGGAGAAAAUCCACACGACCACGGGGAGAGAGAGAGAGAGACGCGCAAACUCAAAAUAUACAGCAGGCGUCAGGGUCGGAAUCAAACACACGAUCUCCUGUAUACCAGGAGAGGUAGUUAACAUCUCCACAUGUGUUCAGAGUAUUUGGCUGCUGUAAAUGUCACGUGAUAAGCCACUUCGGUGCGCUGCUGUCAUUUGUGAUAGCCAGGUCGCUACUACACAGCUCAGUGGGGGCCUUACCUGGAAAAGUAAAAUGAUUAAUAAAAAUCUACUGUAUUCUUGGUUCUUUU